CUCCCGUUGCUGUGCUCAGGUGACACCCGGUGAUGGCAGAGGAAGAGCCGGCGGUGCCCGGCCUCCUGCAAGCGCUGCAGGGGCUCCCGCUGAAAGGCUUCCAGGAGUUCAAGACGAAGCUGUCGGAGGUUCAGGUGGAAGGAGGCUGGAAAAUCCCCGAGGAUUCGCUGGCAAGAGCCUCCCACCCCUGGGCGCUGCUCCACUGCAUGGGCGAGAGCUACAGCGAGGACGUGGCGAUGGAGGUGGCCAUCGGGGUGCUCAGGGAGAUGAACCUGGGAGACCUCGCUGAGGAGCUGCUGGGGGAGGUGGUGAAAGAGCACAAGCAGAAGUACAAGGAGCACGUUGUCCAGGGGUUCCUCCGGUACAAAGAGGUGAACUCACGUCCUGGGGAGAGCCGGUCCGUCCGGAGCCACUUCACCCCCCUGGCCAUCACCAGGAAGCCUCGGAGCAAGCGUGAAGCCGCGGCCACGAGCCAUGGAUGCGCUGACACCAGCAGUGGGCCAGCCACCAUCUCCACGCUGUUUAACCCCGGUGCAGACGGGCAAAGCCCGCAGGUCGUGGUGCUGGUGGGAGCCCCAGGGAUGGGCAAGACGAUGGCAGUGAGGAAGGUGAUGGUGGAAUGGGGGGAAGGCAUCAUCUACACGCAGUUUGACUACGUCUUCUGCAUCGACUGCAAAGACACGGCCCUUCCCAAGGAGGCCAGCGUGGCGGAGCUGGUGUCCAAGUGCUGCCCUCACCGCAGGGUGCCGGUUGGGAAGAUCCUGGAGGACCACAAGAGGAUCCUGUUCAUUCUUGAUGGCUUCGAGGCCCUGGGAUUUGCCUUGGUUCAGCCUGAACUGGAGCUGAGCUCUGACCCCAGCGCAGUGAAGCCGCUGGAAGCCACCCUGAUGGGCUUGCUGAAGAAGACUCUUCUCCCCGAGUCCUCCUUGCUCAUCACCACGAGGCCGAUGGCUCUUCAGAGCCUGGGGCAGUGCCUGGAGGGGGAGGAUUACGUGGAAAUAGUGGGAUUUUCCGGAGCCGCAAGGGAGGAAUACUUCCACAGGUACUUUGGGAACGACCACGAAGCGGACAUGGCCUUUGGGUUUGCCAGGGCCAACGAGAUCCUUUACAGCUUGUGUAGCAUCCCCGUCAUGAGCUGGACCGUCUGCAGCAUCCUGCAGCAGGAGCUUCGCAAGGGGAAGGACCUCACGGAGUGCUCCAAAGCCACCGCGUGGAUGGGUGUGCUUUACCUCUCCUGGUUAGCGAAGCACAGAGGCAGGGGCAGCCCGCAGGACCUCCACCCCUUCCUCCUCCAGCUCUGCUCCUUGGCUGCUGAUGGCAUCUGGAAGCACAAAGUGCUCUUUGAGGAGAAGGCAAUCAAGGACCGAGGCUUGGACCAGCCAGACCUUCUCCCCCUCUUCCUCAAUGAGAAGAUCCCAGGGGAAGGAGUGGAGCAUGGCAACAGCUACGGCUUCACCCACCUGCACCUCCAGGAGUUCUUUGCAGCGAUGUUCUAUGUUCUGGAGGGCAACGUGGAGGUGCUUGGUGACUCGAGGGAUACCGCAGACAUCAAGGUGUUGCUAGAGAGCUACAGCGAGUCCAGGGAGGACCUGAACGUAACGGUGAGGUUCCUGUUUGGUUUGGCGAGCCGAGAAUGCAGAGAGCACAUGGACAACACCCUCGGGUGCAGAAGCUCACCGCGAGCCAAGGAGGAGCUGCUGAGCUGGCUGCAGGGGAGGCACAGGGGCACCUCCCAGCCUGGCCCCGGGAUGAAGCUGUCCCGGUUGGACACGUUCCACUUCUUGUUUGAGAUGAACGACGAGAGCGUCGCACGAAGGGCCUUGGGUGCCUUCAGUGCCAUGGAGCUGCAGGACACGAAGCUGACCCUGUACGACCAAAUGGCUCUUUCCUUCUGCAUCAGGCAGUGGCCUGGGCUGGGCUCUGUCACCCUCCGGGGAUGCUCCUUCCACCAACAGGACCCCAAGUCCGAGGCGGCAGCAUCGGUGCCCUGCAAUGGGCCCGCGGAUGCCGGAGCACAUCCCGGCCCCAUGGCUGAGCCGCAGCACCAGGAGCUGCGUUCCCCCAUGGAUGUGCUCUGCCGGGCGCUGCGGCACCCUGGUAGCGACCUGCGGGUGCUACGGCUGCAGUGGUGCCGGCUGCCCGAGAGCUGCUGCGCGGCGCUGGCGGCGCUGCUGGCCCAGCACCGCAGCCUGGAGCGCCUGGAGCUGGGGGACACCGCGCUGGGGGACCGCGGCGUGCGCCUGCUCUGCCAGGGGCUGCGGCAGCCCGGCUGCUGCCUGCGUGCACUGCGCCUGCGGUAUUCCCGCCUCACCAGCGCCUGCUGCAAGGACCUGGCGGCUGUGCUGAGCACCAGCCCCUGCCUGGAGGAGCUGGAUUUGUCCUUCAGCGAGGGGCUGCGGGACGCGGGCGCGGAGCUGCUGUGCGAGGGGCUGCGGCCCCGUUCCUGCCGCCUGCGGACGCUGCGGCUGGGGAGCUGCCGGCUGACGGGCGCCUGCUGCCGAGCGCUGGCUGCGGGGACGCCUCCCCUCACCUGCCUGGACCUGAGCGACAACGAGCUGGGGGCGGACGGGGUCCUGCAGCUCUGCCGCCAGCUCCGGAGCCCCUCCUGCCCGCUGCGGGCCCUGGGGCUGAGCACGGCCGAGCUGCCCCAGGACGCGCUGCAGGCCCUGGCUGCCCUGCAGGAGCUAAAGCCCAGCCUGAAGGUCGGGUACCUCCUGGAGCAGGAGGUGCCGCAGACGGGGGCCAUGGCCCGGCUCCCCUUCCACCGCGGGGCCCUGCCGGGCAGGAGGGUGCCCCCCUCGCUCCGCAGAGGAGCCCUCCUCUAGGAGAGCCCCUGGAGCAGCCCCAGCCGUUCCCAGCCCAGGCC
This is a messenger RNA of Pezoporus flaviventris, 2866 nucleotides long. RefSeq names its product NACHT, LRR and PYD domains-containing protein 12-like. Bases 33 to 2825 code for a protein of 930 amino acids. Gene Ontology annotation, cellular component: cytoplasm. The transcript is spliced from 7 exons. NCBI's taxonomy places the organism in Eukaryota, Metazoa, Chordata, Aves, Psittaciformes, Psittacidae. The record is from RefSeq and is a predicted model, not a curated record. Gene Ontology annotation, molecular function: protein binding.